ACUCCCAGGCCAUUCGUAAGGAAAGAACCUCCCUUUCAUCCAAUCGUAAGCAAGCCAUCAUCAUUUAUAUCAACUGACUCAAGAGAGGAAGACAUUGGGUGUUCUUAUUCGUCUCGAACCAAAUAGCCAGAAUCUUUUUCCCCAUCACCUAGCAUGGCUGAAUCCCUCCUUUUCAGCAUUGCACAGGGUGUGCUGGGGAAGAUCGCAUCCUCGGCGUUCCAAGAAGCCGUCGCAAUUUACAGCGUCGAAUAUCAGAUCCACGAGCUUAAAAAUACGUUGGCUGCCAUUACUGCCGUGUUGUUAGAUGCUGAGGAGCAACAGGCGAAGAACCACAAACUGCAACUGUGGUUAGGUCGGCUUCGAGACGUGUUGUAUGAUGCAGAGGAUGUGCUUGAUGAACUUGAAUGUGAAGUCUUACGGAAGCGGGUAAUUAGUCGAUAUGGGGGAGUCAAAAAGAAGGUACACCACUUCUUUUCCCUCUCCAAUCCAUUGAUACUCCGUGCAAAAAUCAGUCAUAAAAUCAAGGAGAUUAGAGAGACAUUAUCUAAAAUUUCCAUUGAGAAGAAUCAAUUUGAUCUUAAUGUGCGGAGUGUUGACAAUGGUAUGGUACACUCACGGUCACGAGAGAUGACUUACUCGUUCAUAAACAAGUUGGAUGUCGUCGGAAGAGAUGUUGAUAAACAAAAGAUAAUUGAGAUAUUGAUGCAACCAGAUAACAAAAACCUCUCAGUAAUUCCCAUUGUUGGAAUAGGAGGUUUGGGCAAGACGGCCUUAGCUAAAUUAGUUUACAAUGACGACAGUGUGAAAGAGCAAUUCAAGUUGCGACUAUGGGUGUGUGUACCUGAGGACUUUGAUUUAAAAAAGACUAUCGAUGGAAUCAUCAAUGAUGUAACUGGUGGAAACUUGAGUAACCUUGAUAUUCAGCAAUCACAAACCUUUCUACGAGACACCAUCAAAGACAAGAAAUUUCUACUCGUCUUGGAUGACAUAUGGAGCAAUGACCGUAGUAGAUGGGAAGAAUUGAAAUCUUUGCUGAACUGAAGGAGCUCAUGGAAGCAAGAUAAUCGUGACAACGCGCAGUUCAGAAGUUGCUUCUAUGAUGGGUACCCAUCCAACGCAUAAUCUAGAAGGUCUUUCUCAUGAAGAUUCCAUGGCCUUGUUCAAAAAAUGGGCAUUUGAUCAAAAGGAAAAGCAACCAUGUCCUAAUCUCCUUGACAUUGGAAAUGACAUUGUCAAAAAAUGUCAAGGAGUUCCUCUCCUCGUGAAAACCAUGGGGAGUCUACUUUACACAAAGGAUGAAGAACAGUAUUGGGCCCAUAUAAGAGAUAGCGAGAUAUGGAAGUUAGUGGAACAAAAGAAGGAUGUUCUGCCGGUGCUUAAACUUAGCUAUGAUCAUUUACCGUCCUACUUAAAACGUUGUUUUGCCACAUUUUCACUUUUUCCUAGAGGAAAAGUAUUCCGUGGCGAUGUGUUAAUUAUGUUAUGGAUCAGUUUAGGACUCAUUAGUUCAUCAACGAAAAAACUAGCAUUGGAAGAUGUUGGUGUUGACUACAUCAAAGUGUUGUGGAAGAGAUCUUUGAUCCAAGAAGUUGAGGAGUCCGAAUCAAUUUUAAUGUUUAAAAUGCACGAUCUAGUCCAUUCUCUAGCAAUGAUUGUGGCUCAAGAUGAUUGCUCUAUCAUUGGCUUAGAUACCGUAGAGAUUUCGGAAAGAGUUCGGUACAUUUCAUUCUCCACUUAUUCGUUAGAGGGAAUCUCAAAUUUUGAUGGAGUCCCACCUUUUCUGAGAAAGCCAACUUCAAAGAGGCUCCAUGCAAUUGAUUUCAAUUCAAUGUUGAUGAUGGAGUUAUUACUAGAGAGUUUGUUGGAACAUGCAUCUCCAAAUGUAAUCACUUACGGUACCUAGAUUUGCGGUUUGGUAAUUUUGAGGAGCUGCCUAGUUCCAUAUGCAACUUGAAGCAAUUGAGGUUAUUAUUUCUAGGUGAUAACAAGCGAUUGAAGAAGCUUCCGGAUUCCAUUUGUGAGCUACAAAGUUUGCUCUACUUAUACCUCGAUGAUUGCUCAGAGUUAGGUGAUUUACCCAAAAAAAUGAAGAGGCUCAUCAGCCUUAGACAACUAAUCGUAACAACAAAGCAAAUGAGUUUGCAAGAAAGUGGAAUACAAUACCUAGAAAAUCUGGAAUUGUUGGGAUUUCACAAAUGCCAAAAUCUCCGAGUUUUUUUGAAUGUGCUUGCCGAUUGACUUGCCUUCGAAAAUUGGAAAUUAUAGAUUGUGUGGGACCAAUAUCUCUACCUUUUGUGGAAUUAAUCACCCUAGAGUCCUUGGUAAUUAUUAAUUGCAAGCUCAAGUUGACCCAGGAUAACAAGUCCAAGUUUCCUUCGAAUCUCCAUACGCUAUCAAUAACUAAAACUGAACAAGUGGUGGAGUUGCUCCAAUGUCUCGAUGAGUCUGCCUACACUUUGGAGUUUUUGCUGUUUAUGACUGCCCAAGAUUUACGGUUAUACCAGUAUGGCUGCCCAAUCACAUACGUCUCAGAGUAAUUCGCUUGAUCCGAUGUCCCAACUUAUCAUCUAUACCGCAAGAAAUCCAAUUCCUCAUUGCUCUCAAAGAAUUACGCAUUGAAUAUUGUGGUGAACUAAGCGAGAGAUGUCGACCAACAAUUGGCAAGGAUUGGCCCAACAUCGCUCACAUUCCUCGAAUCCAACUUGAUCUUGAAUGGGUACAAUGGAUGGAGGAUUAGAUGAACUCUAACGAUUUAUUUGCCGCGGCAUGUGGAUGUACACUCAGCUAAUCCUUCGUCAAUCUCUUUCAUUUUCAUGGAUGAAAACAGUGGCUAUUGAUAUUUUUAUGUCUUUCUUUAUUUCCCCGAUUGAGUGUGGUUCUUUGUUAUUAAUUUGUGUUUGUAUUGCAAAUUUCUAUAUGGAAGAAAUGCCUAAUUUGUAUUGUA
This is a messenger RNA of Eucalyptus grandis, 2944 nucleotides long. Its product is annotated as disease resistance protein RGA2. Gene Ontology annotation, molecular function: ADP binding. Gene Ontology annotation, biological process: defense response to fungus. The transcript is spliced from 2 exons. The record is from RefSeq and is a predicted model, not a curated record. Lineage: Eukaryota; Viridiplantae; Streptophyta; Magnoliopsida; Myrtales; Myrtaceae. Bases 154 to 1041 code for a protein of 295 amino acids.